Acaulospora colombiana is the source of this 426-nucleotide messenger RNA. Lineage: Eukaryota; Fungi; Glomeromycota; Glomeromycetes; Diversisporales; Acaulosporaceae. The record is from the annotation of a GenBank genome assembly.
AUUCGCCCAAAAAACAACUUACAGGAUGAGAAGGAGGGGUUGAGGUUGCGGGCGGAAGGGAAGAAGAUUGAGCAACAGAUUGCGCCGGCACGCCGCACAACUCCAGAAGCGGCCAACGAUCGCGCACUAAGCACACUUGGCUGUCAUGAACAGCCCAGGCGCCGUUUCGGGCGUGAAAAUGGCAUUCAAGAACGUGCAGUUAGCGUUACUAUUGAGGCAAACUGGAUGAUUUGCAGUUCGGACUGCGAAACGGGAUCUCUGGGAGUGGAAAAUGACGAUGCGACGGCGAGCGCGUUCAGAAAAAUUUCAAGAUUUCUUCAUAUUCCACAUGAAAGCUCUACCAAUACAGCGGAACAUUCCGAAGCUAAUCGAUACACGAUGUGGACACUCAAGCCACGAGCAAUCACUCGUGCAAAGUCGACCUAA